Papaver somniferum (opium poppy) is the source of this 1707-nucleotide messenger RNA. RefSeq lists its product as uncharacterized. NCBI's taxonomy places the organism in Eukaryota, Viridiplantae, Streptophyta, Magnoliopsida, Ranunculales, Papaveraceae. The coding region runs from base 538 to 1125 and encodes 195 amino acids. The transcript has 2 exons. The record is from RefSeq and is a predicted model, not a curated record.
GUGAAACUGUAUCUUCUUCCCUAAAUUCCUUCUGCAACUUCUUCUCUAACAAUGUCUUCUUAUUAUCCCCCUAAUUUCCAUAAUUCUUCUAUUUCUUCUCCUAAUCCUCUAAUUUCAUCUAUCUAUCCUAAAUCAUCUCUCUCCUUAGAGACCCAAACUGCUCCUGAUUAUCCAGAUUGUAGUGAGUUCACUAAAAUUGGUAUCAGAGCAGUCGAUUCUCCGACUUCUUCCAUGGCCGACAUAGCUGCGUUUGAUGAACUGAACCGAAAGAUUGAUGAGUUAGCUAGAACUCAAAAGGAGUCCAACCAAAGACAAGAUGAGCUGGCUAUUAAACACGCAGAUCUACUCAAGAAGGUUGACCAACACCAUGAACAACCAUCAUCAAGGUAUUUACAGUCUAUCCGAGAGUUAUUUCGAUAAUUUCGUGACGAACAUGAUAGAGUUUCUGCUGGUCAAGGUCCUACACCGGAAAGUUCUAAUGAAGUUUAAGAUUCUACUACAACAACAAAUCUCUCUAACGGAUCUGGUGAAUCGAAGAUGGCCGAGGAAGAGAUUAUUACCAAAUUGAAAUCAAUUUCAGUUGAUUCAGGUGAUUUAAGCUCAGUACGAGAAUCAAUUCAAAAUUCUUCAACUCCAAGUGCAAUUGAUGAAGGUGUGCUUGUAUCUGUUGGAAAUGCUGACAAUAAAUAUGGUUGGCAAUUGUUCCUGAAAUUGUCACAAGAAGAUUGCAUCACCAGAUAUGCUUGUGGUCGAUUGUUGUUUGAUCGAUAUAGAAUACAUCAAACCGAUUUGUGGAAUUCUUAUUUAGAGGUGCUAGUUGCAGCAAGUUCAGAAUUAUUUCAGAAAUUACUUAACUAUAUGGGAAGCAAUAAUUAUGAGUUGGUUCAAUUGAAUGCAAGUAGUUACUUUGGUGCGGCUGUCGUGCUUGUGAAAGCAUCUCAAGGAGAUAGUGAAGAUGGUAACACAUUGAUUGCUGACAUAUCACACUCAAUGGUAAUUGAGAAGAUGAGAUAUGGUUUUCUCAAAAUGUUUGUUAGUGUAAUGUGUAGUUUAAAUAGUGGAAAAUGUAUCUAUGGUGGCCAGAAUUUUUCUGGAAGGGUAUUUGAUCGAGGACGAGGGACAUGAUCGAUUAUAAGUAUUUCUACAUUAUGCCUGCAAAUUCUUACUUUUGGUAUGUUUGUUCUUACAGGGUUAACUUGGAUAAAUGUUUAUGAGCUAAUUCUAGCACAUGGAAAUUUUUCAACAUUGUUAUGGAGGUAUCUAAAUGGGUUGGUGUUCGUGAAAAAUAGUGACAGUCAGGUUGUUUGCAAGCUCCAUGAAGAACUAUUGGAGAAAGUUAAUGUUCUCUGUAAUAUUUUUUAUCUGACAAAGGAAAAUGAAUCUAGUUAUACACAACAAAUACUCAAUCAAAUGCCCAGCCGUCAUAGCUGGAGUUUAAUGGUGAUACUGGUUUUGUGCUUUUUCAACAGUGGAUACAUGAAGAACCUACACCCCCAUUACAUUGCAUUUUUGGGUUUUCUACCGCUAAUGAAGGUUGGUUAGAUCAGUUUCGUAGGAAAGUCUAUCAUCCAACAUGGUAUUCACAGGUGAUUACAGUGUAUAAGCUAGAAAAUGUUGUGCCUUGGCUCCAUGUAUGUCCUCUUAUGGUGAUUUUCUUAGUUGCUGAAAUUUAUUGUAAGCUCUUGAAGCUCAGGAGGGGUUAUAGAA